Messenger RNA from Monoraphidium neglectum, 330 nucleotides. RefSeq lists its product as hypothetical. The record is from RefSeq and is a predicted model, not a curated record. The coding region runs from base 1 to 330 and encodes 109 amino acids. Lineage: Eukaryota; Viridiplantae; Chlorophyta; Chlorophyceae; Sphaeropleales; Selenastraceae. The transcript has a single exon.
AUGACGCACGGAAAUGAUGCACUCCUGGCGGCGGUUGGCAUUGCAUUCCUCGGUGCCCUGGCCACUGGUGCAGUCCUGCAGCUUCUUGGCCGCCUGCUGCUGGACGCCACUGACACUGUGUUUGUCUGCUGGGCGUGCGAUCGUGACGCCAACACCGCAACACGGGCUAACGUGGAGGAGGUGUUUGGUGCAGUUGCCAAGAAGCAGACUGUGCCCCCGGGCGGGGUCGUGUCACAGCCGCACGGCGGGUAUGCGUACGGCCAGCAGCACGUGGGGAGCGUUCAGGUGCAGGCGCCUGUUCAGGCGUCAAUGUACGCUGCGCGCAUCUGA